Microsporum canis CBS 113480 is the source of this 852-nucleotide messenger RNA. RefSeq lists its product as hypothetical. The record is from RefSeq and is a predicted model, not a curated record. NCBI's taxonomy places the organism in Eukaryota, Fungi, Ascomycota, Eurotiomycetes, Onygenales, Arthrodermataceae. The transcript has a single exon. The coding region runs from base 1 to 852 and encodes 283 amino acids.
AUGCCUCGUUCAAGGAACGUAUGGAUUUCGCUUGACUCUGACCCCGACGUUAUCAGAGGCGGCUUAAAUGCAUCUGAUACAAUAACGAAUGCGCAGUUCCUUGCCCUUCUUCGGAUAUUGUUUCAUGCUCCAGGAGGUUUUAAUGCCUGCAAAGAGGGUUCGAGUCUCCCUGUCCGGCAAAACGAUGAAGUUCUUCCUCACGGUCACUAUAUCCUCUCUCCUACUACCCCAGGCCAGGUACUCGAGGUAACCAAUGAUCGAUACUACCCCCGGACAUUGUCGAGGUCUAGCUCUUGCCGAGAUGCUACAUUUGUGCGAGAUGUGAGACGUCGUGAUAGGGGCUGUAUGGUCACCGGGGCUAUAGCUAUGGAUGCUGAAGACGAUUAUUGGUCUGGGUUUGAGGCCGCUCAUAUAUUUCCCCUCGCGUUAAGUGAAUUGUUUUCGUCAUUUGACUUUCCAACAGUUAUCCCUAAUGAAAGAGGCAUCAAUGCCCCGAACAAUGGUAUUCUUCUUCGUGCUGAUGUUCAUCAGCUAUGGGAUAGCUAUGCGAUAGCUGUUAACCCAAAUGAUGGCUUUCGUAUUCAAAGCUUCCGAGGAAGUUCUCACCAAUAUCAUAACACAGUCCUCCAGCCUGCCUGUCGCCACCCUGAGGACCCUCACCGUGUUAUCGAUGCUCUACUUACUUGGCACUUUAAGCAGGCCGUGCUCUACAAUAUGCGCGGCGCUGGAGAACCAAGUUUUGAGUUCGAUUUCCCUCCCGGGACCGAUAUGGUGGGCCUCAUUCGAGAAGGGCCACUGCCUGCUGAGAGGAUGGAGGCAGAGCUGUUCGGGCGUCUGUAUGGGCUGACUUGA